UUAAAGUCCCGAUGUAUUCAAUCAAACCUCCCUGCCAUAUCCGUCUUUCCGCAGUUCUUAAUUUUUUCUUUUGAAAUUCGUAGAAGCAACGACAGCGAGGCAUAGCCGCCAAUCGCAUUCUCUCUCUCUCUCUCUCUCUCUCUCUCUCUCAUCAAAAAGAAGCCCGGGGCCUUAUUUGGACAAGAGCAGAUCUGCCGUUGCACCUCUGUCCUUUUACUCUAUCUGUCUGAUCGCAUUGAGGUUGGGGUUUGCAGGAAUAACUCUCUGCCGAUCAUCCGAGUCUACAUUCUCUGGGACAGUCAUCGGGGCUAGGCUUUACAAUCUCAGUGAAGAAACCCUUUUCUUCCUUUGUUUUUCUCUUUCCUAUGUUUGUCUAUGGAUCAAUUUACAGAUCCAUUGGACAAAAUGAAGGAGUAAGUAGGUCAUAGGACUUCUCCUGAGCAAGUCGCUUUGUGGCUUUCAUUUCAUUCUGACUGCUAUUGGGUGGUUUCUUUGGUGGUCAUCAAAUGGCACCCCUUUACUACAUCAUUGUUGCGUUCCCUUGUGCUGUUGGAGCGAUUGCAUUGGCAAUGUUUCAUAUAUACAGACACCUUUUGAAUUACACCGAACCAACUUAUCAGCGCUACAUAGUUCGAAUCAUCUUCAUGGUUCCGGUUCACGCAUUGAUGUCUUUCCUCUCCCUGGUCUUAAAUGAAAGCUCAAUCUACUUUAAUUCAAUCCGUGAAGUGUAUGAAGCUUGGGUCAUCUAUAAUUUUCUUUCACUUUGCCUGGCAUGGGUUGGAGGUCCAGGUGCUGUUGUAGUAAGUUUAAGUGGCCGGGUUCUGAAGCCAUCAUGGUGUCUUAUGACAUGCUGCUUCCCUCCUAUAGCUUUGGAUGGACGUUUUAUACGGAGGUGCAAGCAGGGUGCUCUCCAAUUUGUGAUUCUGAAACCCAUAUUAGUCGCAGUUACGUUUGUACUAUAUGCCAAAGGGAAAUAUGAAGAUGGAAAUUUCAGUGCAAAUCAAGCAUAUCUUUAUGUGACAAUUAUCUAUACGAUAUCAUACUCUAUGGCACUGUAUGCAUUGGCCUUGUUCUACGUGGCAUGCAGAGAUUUGCUUCGGCCAUUCAACCCGGUUCCAAAAUUUAUCAUGAUUAAAUCCGUUGUUUUCCUAACUUACUGGCAGGGUGUCUUGGUUUUUCUUGCUGCCAAGUCUGAACUCAUAAAAAAUGCAGAGGAAGCUGCUGAAUUCCAAAACUUUAUCAUAUGUGUUGAGAUGCUUGUUGCAGCUUUGGGUCACUUCUAUGCAUUUCCGUACAAAGAGUAUGCAGGUGCGAACAUUGGUGCCUCUUCUGGUUUUACAAGAAGCCUUGCUCACGCCUUGAAGUUCAACGACUUUUACCAUGACACAGUCCACCAGUUUGCUCCUACUUAUCAUGAUUACGUGCUUUACAAUAGUAAUGAGGGUGAUGAAGGAACAAGGAAGUACCGAUCACGCACAUUUGUUCCAACUGGCCAUGAAAUGGAUGCAGUGAGAAGAAACAAACACAUAUUUGGUAAUAAAGUUGAUGAUACACUGGUAUCCAGCGUUUCCUCCUCGGACACCAACAGUCCCAAAAUCUCCAACACAGUACAACACUCAAACGAUCCAGAAGUGAUGAAGUCUUCGUUACUUAUGGAUGCUUCAAAUUCUCUUGCACAGCCAUAUGACCUUUCACUGAUUGACAUGGAUCUGUCUAGCUACCCAGAAAAGGUUCCUGCAGUGAAUGACUCCACUACACGAUAACACACAUCGUCAAACCAUUUAGCAGAUCAAGAAGCUUUGGGUGUUCUGUACCUUGUUAAUCAUGCGUUCCAUUUGCGGAAGCAAUACAAGCUUGUCGAGUGCUGAUAUAAUUGCUGCUUAUACCAGAGUGAAUGUUGAUGAUGCUGAUUGCCAGUUUUUUCAAAGCAAGUGUUCUAGCCCUAUCAAUGUAGCUUAUGCAUGCUUCAAUCGGCAUCAUUUUCUUUAGAUCAUCAUGGCUUUGAGGGUAACUGUAUUGCCUUGUGCUUCUUGGUUUUUUUUUUUAAACACACCCUCACACUGUAUUGCCUUGUGCUUCUUGUUAUCUUCACCUUGUGUUAUUCUCUUUUGGAUCUUGUGUUUGAGAGGAAUGUCCUCAUUUGACUACCAUUCCAACUUGCUACCAUCAUGCCCCAAAAAUCGGAUACUGAAAAUUGGGGUCCCUUCACUUUU
Molecule: messenger RNA, 2213 nt
Organism: Magnolia sinica
Lineage: Eukaryota; Viridiplantae; Streptophyta; Magnoliopsida; Magnoliales; Magnoliaceae
Exons: 8
Coding region: 507-1763 (418 amino acids)
Biological process (GO): transport
Molecular function (GO): transporter activity
Source: RefSeq, a predicted model, not a curated record